AGAAGGCUUGGUCUUUACUUCAAAAAGUUUGCUUAUGUCAUUCAAAAACUUUGUGUAUAUCCAUGCUUUCUAGGUUGUGGAGUUUGACCGUCCGGAAGUACUGCUGAAUAAGACUGCUUCGGAGCUUCGUGUGCUUGUCAGGCAGACAGCAGGUGCGGACGAGAUAUUCGUCGAGUCAGAAGGUGCUGGAAGCGAGAGCUCGCCGGAAAUCAUGGAUAGACGAGAAAUCAAUGAUAGCGAAAGCGUUCCGGAAAUCGUCAACAAAGACAUUUCGCCCGACACGGAAAGUAUACCUGAGAUGUUGGAGAAACAAGCGAGCGACGAAGAAGAUGAUAGUGUAGAGAUAUUGGAUCGCCCAACAAAUCAGUCUAGUCUGGAAGACGAUGACAUAGAGGUGGUGCCCAAACCAAAUCCGUGA
Messenger RNA from Cylicostephanus goldi, 418 nucleotides. The record is from the annotation of a GenBank genome assembly. NCBI's taxonomy places the organism in Eukaryota, Metazoa, Nematoda, Chromadorea, Rhabditida, Strongylidae.